Molecule: messenger RNA, 1283 nt
Organism: Limulus polyphemus (Atlantic horseshoe crab)
Lineage: Eukaryota; Metazoa; Arthropoda; Merostomata; Xiphosura; Limulidae
Product: CCAAT/enhancer-binding protein gamma-like
Exons: 2
Coding region: 292-720 (142 amino acids)
Biological process (GO): DNA-templated transcription; regulation of transcription by RNA polymerase II
Molecular function (GO): RNA polymerase II cis-regulatory region sequence-specific DNA binding; DNA-binding transcription factor activity, RNA polymerase II-specific
Source: RefSeq, a predicted model, not a curated record
GUGUGGCGUAAGAAAAAUGGCUGGUUGUUGAGGGUGAGGUAAACGACAAGGGGAAGCUUUGUUUGAUGGUAGAACACCUUGUGUGGUUUAAGGACCAAUUUUCUAGCUUAAUCACAGGUAACUGAGGUCACAGAACUUACGAGCCCAAGCAUUGUUGAAAUAUUACCAAAAAUAAUUUUUAAGUUUCUGAUGCGGUAGGUUCGUGACGUGAUCAACAUCCAAACGUAAAUGGCGAAGUUUAGUAAUACUAAUAGUGAUUAUAAGCUGAAGGUGGUGAAAUAAUAACUUGACAUGACCCCAACCAAAAGUAUUUUGAUGACCGAUGAAGGUAAUUCAAGUAUGGACUCUAGUAAUGUAGAAAUGAACCCAACAGAUGAUAGGCUGCAGAAAAAAGUAAGAAAAUCCAAAAACUCCCAAAUGAACAAGGACAGUGAUGAGUAUCGCCGCCGCAGGGAGCGAAAUAAUCUAGCAGUGAAGAAGUCUCGUACCAAGAGUAAACUUCAUACUCAGCAGACUCUUGAACGAGUACAGAAACUGAAAGCAGAAAAUGAGAUGCUGGAAGUGAAAAUUAAAAUUCUGUCAAAAGAGUUGAGUUUUCUUAAAGAUUUAUUUUUAGCUCAUGCUGGGAAUGCUCAUGGAGGGGAUCUCACUGCUGCUGAUUUAAACAUUCUGAAUGAUGAGGCAGAGGUAGAUAAAAAACCACCUGCUUCUGAAGUUUGAUGAAAAAUGGAUUUUGGAGCUCUAUUAAGUUUAACAUGUGUUAUUUUUGUUACUUUUUUUUAAUUAUUAUUUUAUUACUGUAUUAUCAGCUUGUUUGUUAUGCCUUUUAACUCUCUAUAUUAAAUUUAUAUUAAUGUGGUUUGGGGAACUUCUAUCAAAAUAAUCUAUUGUAAAGUUUUUAUUAUUUUCUUACUUUAAAAAAUAAAUACAUUCAGGGACGAUUGAUUAUAAUUUUCAUUUAGAAAGAGAAUAUUUUUAUGUAAUAAUUUUGAGCCCUAGUGAUUCCUAACUUGAGAUUAUCACAAAAAUCAAUUUGCCAUAUUCCUUAAAGAUAUUCUUUUGAGUAUUUGUUUUAAUUAGUGUACUUAUGUUUUAUGAUUUGAUAUAAGCAUAUGCUAUUUUUGUCUUAUAUUUGUCUUGCAGAGUAUUUGAAGCAGUUUUACUUUUUUUUUUACCCUUGGUGUACACAAAUUAUGCAUGAUUUUGUAAUAUAACUUGCAUCUGUGUUGUUACUGACAGUAAAAACAUAACAUUGUACUUCAUUUUCGUUUUUUCUUUUUCAA